CACAUGCAAAGAGGUGUAGAUUCUGAUGCUCUCACGGGCCCUGCCGUCUGGUCGGGAUGGAGUACUCAGGCAUGUCAGAGUCCACCACCUCUAUUGACUAUGACCUUCACAGCCUGCUGUGUGACAACACAACCUUCGUCUUUGCCACCAUCACCACCACCAUCCUGUACUGCCUGGUGUUCCUGCUCAGCCUGGUGGGCAACAGCCUGGUGCUAUGGGUCCUGGUGAAGUAUGAGAGCCUGGAGUCCCUCACCAACGUCUUCAUCCUCAACCUGUGCCUGUCAGACCUGGUGUUCUCCUGCUUGUUGCCCGUGUGGAUCUCGGAGUACCACUGGGACUGGGUGCUGGGGGACUUCCUCUGCCAGCUCCUCAGUAUGAUCUUCUGCAUCAGCCUCUACAGCAGCAUCUUCUUCCUGACCAUCAUGACCAUCCACCGCUACCUGUCCGUGGUGAGGCCCCUGUCCACGCUGCGUGUGCACACGCUCCGCUGCCGCGUGCUGGCGACCACAGCCGUGUGGUCGGCCAGCAUCCUGUUCUCCAUCCCCGACGCCAUCUCCCACCGGGUGCGUUCCGAGGGCAGCUGCGAUUAUUCCGGACGCGCGUGGUUCCUGGCCUCGGUCUACCAGCACAACGUCGUCUUCCUGCUGUCGGCCGCGGUCAUCCUGUUCUGCUACGCGCAGAUUCUCAGGACGCUGCUCCGCUCGCGCUCCAGGCGGCGGCCCCGCACCGUCAGGCUCAUCCUCGCCGUGGUGGCGGCGCACUUCCUCAGCUGGGCGCCCUACAACCUCCUCCUGUUCCUGAAGACGCUGCCGCACGUCGGGGUCUUCCAGACCUGCGAGGCCAGGCGGCGGCUGGAGUACGCCCUGCCCGUCUGCCGCAACCUCGCCUUCUCCCACUGCUGCUUCAACCCCGUGCUCUACGUCUUCGUCGGGGUCAAGUUCCGCGCGCACCUCAAAAGUCUCCUCCGCAAGCUCUGGGGCCGCGGGCCGCAGGCGCCCAUCCCCCCGCUGUCCCCCCGGUCCCCUGGCGCCUCCGCCCACGACGGCGCCUCCUUCUACUGAGAGCGGUGUGGUGGCGGGGCGCACGGGGACGGGCCGGCGGGGGGCAAGGAGCGCCCGACCAGGAAGGAGCCUUGCGGGGGACGCCACGCCACGGUGGGGACGCCACCUCCCGCUGCAGGCGUGGGGCGAAAGAAAUUCAGCACCCCAGUGGGCCCGCGAGCCCCUCCUCUGCGGACAAGUGGCUUUCCACCUGGGAGGUUUUGUUUGUUUGUUUGUUGAGGUUGCAUAAAAAUACUUUUAUGUCAAAUUUUGUCCUUAAGAAUAAUUACCAAAAGAUGCACAGAUUUACUUUAGACUUAAAUGUUUUGUGAACAUCAGUUGUCCUUAAUG
Messenger RNA from Lemur catta (Ring-tailed lemur), 1391 nucleotides. RefSeq names its product X-C motif chemokine receptor 1 (gene XCR1). The transcript is spliced from 2 exons. Gene Ontology annotation, biological process: immune response; chemotaxis; G protein-coupled receptor signaling pathway. The record is from RefSeq and is a predicted model, not a curated record. NCBI's taxonomy places the organism in Eukaryota, Metazoa, Chordata, Mammalia, Primates, Lemuridae. Gene Ontology annotation, cellular component: membrane. Gene Ontology annotation, molecular function: chemokine receptor activity. The coding region runs from base 57 to 1061 and encodes 334 amino acids.